Molecule: messenger RNA, 2789 nt
Organism: Anoplophora glabripennis (Asian longhorned beetle)
Lineage: Eukaryota; Metazoa; Arthropoda; Insecta; Coleoptera; Cerambycidae
Product: pyridoxal-dependent decarboxylase domain-containing protein 1
Exons: 10
Coding region: 37-2454 (805 amino acids)
Biological process (GO): carboxylic acid metabolic process
Cellular component (GO): intracellular membrane-bounded organelle
Molecular function (GO): pyridoxal phosphate binding; carbon-carbon lyase activity
Source: RefSeq, a predicted model, not a curated record
GACAGCAAAUUUUACAGUAGAUUUGUCUAUGCCACGAUGGCUUCGUCACCGAAAAGUAAACGUUUACCAAAAAGUGAAAAAUCUGUAGAUGUGGAUGUCAGGAAAACUAAUAUGACUUCCUCAACUACCAAAAAUUCUCAGUUGGGAGAAAUUGCAAUAGAGGCUUCAGAAAUAGUAAGCAGACUAGAACAAGUAGCUGAUGGAAUACCCAUUGCCGAUAAUGCAUAUAACCAGUCAACAGUUUUUUUGGGUUUGGAAAAAAAGCACACUGAUGAAAUAAUUCAAAUUAUACAGGGACUAAUAAGUACAGAUGAAGAUGGGGAGCCUCUUACUUUUCCAGCUUUGGACAGUGUUACUAAAUUAGUUAUGGUAUCUCAUAGCUUGGCUGCUUAUUGUGGUGGACUAGAGAGGCCCAUUUUACAGAAAUUAAGCACCAGGUUCACCACAGAUACCACUCGAUGGAUAAGCCAAUUAUUUGGAUUCUUAGAUUGCUCCGCUUUUUACCAUGAAGAUCACUUAGAGGGUUUGGUAAGAGUAACUAGGAUGAUGUUGCACUACAAAUACCCGCGUUAUUUAGAAGACGGAGCUUUGGCAUUCAAUUCCUCUCUGCCGACAAUAUACAGCAGCGUAGCUAGCCCCUUAGGCGUAGUGCAACACCUUUGCAGACAGUUGGGCUUACCACUCGCUUGCGUCAGGCCUGUACCAGUUAAUACGCAUUUUGGCUCUCAAUACACCAUGGAUCUGUCGGCAUUGCAAAAAAUGUUGGCUGAUGAUGUCGCCACUGGUCGCACCCCUUUAAUAAUAAUUGCAGAUGCCGGAACCCCCAUUACGGGCCAUGUGGAUAACAUUUCGAGAAUAAAAGAACUUUGUAAAGUGCACGAUGCCUGGUUGCACCUCAGGGGGCACAGCUUGGCUGCCUUAGUGCUGCCCAGCCAUCAGCGAAACGGACAUAUUCCACCUGUUGCGGAUAGUUUUACUCUAACCCUGGGUAGUUGGUUGGGUAUUCCUGGCCUGCCAAUAGUUACACUCUACAGAUUGUGGGAUUCUUCGGUGAAUCCAAAUCGAAGCAAACAAGUCGGCGCUACCAGAGAAAGUACUCUUCCCCUACUUGCCGGAUUAAACACAGACCAUCAGGGAAGGAGAAUUCUAGCUUUGCCUCUGUGGGCAGCUUUGCAGAAUUUGGGAAAAGAGGGAGUUCACAUCAGGAUCAGGGAAGAUUUCUUGGCCAGCGAGAAGUUGUGGGCAGCUUUGGAUGUUUUUAGACACGUUAGAGUACUGAGUCCUAAACCAGGUGGAGAAAGCGGCACUUACACAGUGUCCGAGUUAAUAUCAAAACCAGCAAACAUACCUUUACUAUUCGAGUCGACGGCGUGCUGCGUGGUGUUCCAGUUCACCCCGGAAGUAAACGAAGGCGAAUUUUUAUCCAAAGUUCCCCCUUACUACGACAAAUUGAAUUCCUGGUUGGGCCAGAUCCUCCAGUUAGACGCACCACAGGUUCCCAUAGAUAUAUGCGAUUUGGAAAAUGUCGGUGUCGUACUGAGGUUCUGUCCUUUCGAAAAUGCCAGUGGACAACAACCUACGAUCGAGGAGAUGCAAGCCUUUGUGCACUGCUUGGAACAGCAGCUUGUUAUUCUACGUGCUACGAUUCACCAUCGAGAGACUUUCGUUAAGUUGGUCGAGGCUUCGCCUGUCUUGAAAAUUGUCGACCUUCCGGACUGGGCAGGCAUGGGUGGUGUUAGGUAUUGCCCGGAAGGUUGGGAGCAGCUAUUAACAGAUCAGGCAAAGGAAGAGUUGAACCAUUUAAAUAUGGCACUCGUGGACACUUUGAGAUCCACAGAUUCGGCAUUCUCGCUGGGCGAAGAUGCUGAUGGUUUGAUGUGCGUUCGUUUUGGAAUGUUGACGCCACAGUCGGACGUCGAGGAACUGCUUAACUUGGUUAUAAGGGUCGGACAAUCUGUGGAGGAGAAUUCGAGGGUUCUGGAUUCUAUGAGUGAAAUCGUGAAAAAAGGAAUUGAAACCGCCACGUUGGAUCUCCAGAAAGAAAACGAGGAGCGUCUUUGGCAGGAGGGCCUCAUCCGACACGUCCCGAUCGUCGGAACUUUCGUCAAUUGGUGGUCCCCCAAAUCAAAAGAGACGGGCAUCCGUGGCCGCAGUCUCAACCUCACCCAAGGCGUCGUCGAAUCCACAGAAAAUAUCUACAAGUACCACAUGCAGAUUCAGACGGGUCAGAUCGCAGCUCCUGGAGCUAAGGGCCCCCCCACUCCCCAGGUGCAGACGCCAAUCAGCGGCAGCCACUCGAGGUCGAGCAGUCACGCUUCUGCUUCUAGUCAGUCGAACGUAAGGGUGGAAAACGAGACGCACAGAGUGCCGAAGGAGAAUAAUGUGGAGAAAGUCAGCUUGCCAGCCAGCGUGAAGGAAAUGCCGCCGACUGAGAAGAAGGUGUUGGAGCCCUAAUUGUUAUCGGUCGCACGGUAACACGUCGAGGCUGUAAUGUAUUUAUAACUAUGACUUACUUGUUUAAUUCUUUUAUUUACAAUUUUUUUUAAUGAACUUGUAUAUAGGCUGGAGAAUCAUUCGCGAGAAUUAUUAAGAGUAAAAAAUCUUUAUUUAUAAUUUUAUUAUGUAGAGAUAUAUAAAGAAGCUUAUUACUUUGUCAGUAUUUUUUAAAUAUUUAAAAUGUAUAUGCAUUUUUUAAUGGUAUGCACAUAUUUUUGUUGAUUUGUUGAUGAUGCAUCAAUCAUUUACCAAAGAAGCUUGUAAGCUUACAUUUGUAAUAUAUUUUACCUUUA